AUGGCUACUCAGUGUGGUAAAAUGCUCAACAGUGAUUAUCUCCGGAGACACAACGAAGUUGUGAAGUGUAUUCACCUUAACUUGUGCCGAAUGUAUGGACUCAAAAAAGCAAGACGAUUGAAGGGACAUUCUGUUCAGUCAACACUGUCGACGGGAAAAGUUGAAAUCAGGGUUGAUACAACAAUCCUCACCGAAACAAAAGUAGAAUAUAACAAGCCAGAUAUCUUUGUCCACGACAAAGUCAGAAACGAAAUAAAUCUAAUUGAAGUGGGUAUUACUUUACAGGAUCGCCUCAAGCAAGUGGAGGUUGAAAAGUGUCACAAGUAUGACCUAUUGGCAAGAACGAGGACAUACAUCCAAUCCGUUGUACUGAAAAGAACGCUCGAGAGUAUGAUAAUAGAACACAAGCACGGAAUGAAGGUAUCCGGUGAAGAAUACGCUUCUGCUUCCAACCGGUAUAUGGAGAUGGCAUGCAAAGAUGAAGACGACCCAAUGAAUGCUAAAGGAGAUGCAAUGGUUUAA
Molecule: messenger RNA, 522 nt
Organism: Octopus sinensis (East Asian common octopus)
Lineage: Eukaryota; Metazoa; Mollusca; Cephalopoda; Octopoda; Octopodidae
Exons: 2
Coding region: 1-522 (173 amino acids)
Source: RefSeq, a predicted model, not a curated record